Messenger RNA from Symbiodinium sp. CCMP2456, 690 nucleotides. The record is from the annotation of a GenBank genome assembly. Lineage: Eukaryota; Dinophyceae; Suessiales; Symbiodiniaceae.
AUGGACUCGAAGAUCUCGAGGCUCUGCAUGGCGGAGCCACUUCAUCAUGCCGUCCUCCGCGAGCAACCAGCCAUUGCCGGCCCAAGCUCGCGUGGGUACAAACACAUGUCCUCGCAAGAAAUCAAUGCCGCCAAGGAGCUGACUUCUAUGAAGGUGUGGCAGCCCGACAAGAACGGUCUCAUUCCCGAAGUUGAUAAGGGGUUUUGGGUGCAAGCCGUGGUGGGCUGUGAGCUGGAAGUACAAGCACUUCGCAGACGAGGGAUUGCCUCUGCAAUGGCGCAAGUCAUGAGCUUCAGUGUUCAGGACGAAUUGAUUGCGUUGCUUUUCAAUGAGUUUCAGAAAGAGCUGCUUGAUGGAUACGAGAACGUCUCGAUGGCACAAGUUGCGCAAGCCGAAAGGGAAGUCCAUGUCCGGCUAGGCGAGCUCACGCGGGCAGGUUUGGCUCCAGCAGCAGACGGAAUGCCGUUGAACAACCCGAUGGGCGAAGUGCUCAACACUCCCUGCGCCGCAUGUACGACCGAGUCGAAGCUGGACAGAGCUGCCGGCACAAGCCGUCACGAUGCAGCCUUCAGUAACGGCCUUCGACCUUGCAUCGGAUGGAUUAAAGUCGUUCGACAUUGCGGGUCUUCGGGGGGCCUCAGAGAAAUCGGCAUUCGGUAUUCUUCAGCUGUGGCGCAAGGAAGCUGGUAG